This is a messenger RNA of Closterium sp. NIES-65, 1147 nucleotides long. Lineage: Eukaryota; Viridiplantae; Streptophyta; Zygnematophyceae; Desmidiales; Closteriaceae. The record is from the annotation of a GenBank genome assembly.
AUGAGAGUUGACCGCUUUCCAUUACCCCGCCCCAUUCUCCCGCUUUCCAUCACCCCGCCCCAUUCUCCCCGCUUUCCAUCACCCCGCCCCAUUCUCCCACUUUCCAUCACCCCGCCCCAUUCUCCCGCUUUCCAUCACCCCCGCCCCAUUCUUCCUCUUUCCAUCACCCCGCCCCUUUCUCCCGCUUUCCAUCACCCCGCCCCAUUCUCCCGCUUUCCAUCACCCCGCCCCAUUCUCCCGCUUUCCAUCACCCCCCCCAUUCUCCCGCUUUCCAUCACCCCCGCCCAUUCUCCCACUUUCAAUCACCCCCGCCCCUUUCUUCCUCUUUCCAUCACCCUGCCCCAUUCUCCCGCUUUCCAUCACCCCGCCCCAUUCUCCCGCUUUCCAUCACCCCGCCCCACUCUCCCGCUUUCCAUCACCCGGCCCCAUUCUCCCGCUUUCCAUCACCCCACCCCAUUCUCCCGCUUUCCAUCACCCCGCCCAUUCUCCGUUUUCCAUCAUCCCCGCCCCAUUCUCCCGCGUUCCAUCACCCCGCCCCAUUCUCCCGCUUUCCAUCACCUUGCCCCAUGCUUCCGCUUUCCAUCCCACCCCGCCCCUUCUCCCGCUUUCCACCACCCUGCCCCAUUCUCCCGCUUUCCAUCACCCCGCCCCAUUCUCCCGCUUUCCAUCACCCCGCCCCAUUCUCCUGCUUUCCAUCAGCCUGCCCCAUUCUCCCGCUUUCCAUCACCCCGCCCCAUUCUCCUGCUUUUCCAUCACCCCACCCCAUUCUCCCGCUUUCCAUCACCAUGCCCCAUUCUCCCGCUUUCCAUCACCCGCCCCAUUCUCCCGCUUUCCAUCCACACCGGCCUAUUCUCCCUCUUUCCAUCACCCCGCCCCAUUUCUCCUGCUUUCCAUCAACCCCGCCCCAUUCUCCCGCUUUCCAAUCACCCCGCCCCAUUUCUCCCGCUUUCUAUCACCCCACCCCAUUCUCCCUCUUGUCAAUCACCCCGCCCCAUUCCCCCUCUUUUCCAUCACCCCGCACCAUUCUCCCUCUUUCCAUCACCCCGCCCCAUUCUCCCUAUUUCUAUCACCCCGCCCCAUUCUCCCUCGCUUUCCAUCACCCCGCCCCAUUCUCCCUCUUUCCAUCACCCCGCCCCCAUUCUCCCGC